GGGAAACAACCGCGACUGCCUUCCUUUUAUAUAUAAGAAAAUGACAAGACCAACGAAAUGUCAGUUUCAAUGUCGGUAGUUGCGGUUACACUUCAAUUUCACGGGAAAUACGGAAAUUGAAUAUUUGACCGACUUCAACCAAAAUUUAAGAUCGAGAAACAAAAACGCUUCAAGGUUUCGUGAGUGCAUAGAGAUUGUACUAUCACAUUAAAAAGCUCUGUCUAAAGAACGGCAUCUAGUAGAACUGGAACACAUCGUGUAAGUGUUGACUUAAGAUUCGUGUUUUUAAUCUUUUCUCAGAUACGUUUGACAGUAAUAAACAAUAUAUCAUAGUGUACUACCAGGUAUAUGAAAAUAAACAAUGAAGAUAAACAGACAGAUAAAAGUUUGAAUAUUAUAUAAGGCAGGUACAAUUUCCUGUGUAUUUAAAUAAAACAUAAGAACACUGUUAAUACAAAGUGACUGAAAUUAGUGUCAGGAGAUUAUUACAAACAUGACGAAGGAUGCUCCUGAAAAUUGUGAAAACAAAUCAGUUGCACAAGAACUACCUGCUAAGAUUAUCAAAAUAUCCGAUGGGUCUGAACCAGCAGAUUUCGAAACUGCCAUCACCGCCACUGGUUUUGGAAAAUUUAACGUGAUACUAAUAGCAGUGAUAUUGCCUGCUGCAUUUUCACAUGUUUUUGAAACAGCUACAAUGUCCUACGUUCUACCCGUUGCUCAGUGUGAUCUAUCUCUGAGUUUACAAGACAAAGGAACGCUAAAUGCCAUAACAUUCGCAGGUAUGAUUUCAAGUGGAUUUAUUUGGGGAUAUAUCUGUGACACCAUAGGAAGAAAGAAAGUAAUGAUAAUUGGAUAUUUAUUGGACGGAUUUUUUACACUGAUGGCCUCGUGUUCGCAGAAUUUCGCUAUGCUGCUAAUAGCGAAAUUUUUUGGAGGUUUUAUAAUCAAUGGUCCAUUCUCUGCUGCCACAUCUUACCUGUCGGAGUUUCAUUCUUCAAAACACAGGGCACGAGUACAACUGGCCAGAGGAAUAAUAGUAUCGUUCGGAAAUAUCAUUUUACCUUUAUUAGCAUGGGCUGUGUUACCGCAAAACCUGAAUUUCACAUUAUUCGAUUAUUUUGGCUUUCACUCCUGGAACGUGUUCCUAUUUAUUUGUUCACUAACUCCGUUGAUGAGCGGGGUGCUCAUGAUGUUCAUGCCAGAAAGUCCAAAGUUUUUAAUGUGUUCCGGGAGAAAUGAAGAAGCUUUAAGAGUAUUUCAACUAAUCUACAGGAUAAACAAAGGAAAACCGAUUGAUACAUUUCCGAUUAAAACUUUGGUUAAAGAGAAUGUUACCGACAAAGUAAGUGUUGCAAGUGAUAAAACCGAAGUUAAGCAACAAGUAAAGAAAGCAAUUAUAGAGGGACUAUAUAAAGUAAAGCCUCUGUUCUGCAGACCACACAUCCUGAGGCUGGUCCAUGCUUGCAUAAAUACCUUCUGCAUGCUCAUGGGUAUAAACACCUUGAAACUUUGGCUGCCUCAACUAUUCCAAACAAUAAAUGACUACGAAUUUACCCACAAUGGUGCCAGUUCUAGUAUGUGCGAGAUGCUAGAAACUACUCUAAGUAAGCCAAAUAAGACUUUAUCAACUUGUGUAGUGAAUUUAGACAAUUCUUCAGUGUACAUUAGAUCAAUCAUAGUUGGGUUUACAUCCAUACUCAUUUUCUCCCUGGCUGGAACUGUGAUAAAUUUACUAGGAAAGAAAAAAAUGAUAGUUGCUAUGGCUAUUAUUGCUGGAACUUGUGUCACUUGUAUAUACUUUGCUCAAAAUUCGAAUACCGUAUUGGCAUUAUCUUCCAUCUUCUUAGCCUUCGCAGGAGUGUGUGGAAAUGUUCUAAUCACAAUUACUCUAGAGCUCUUCCCUACGAACUUAAGGGCAAUGGCACUCUCUCUACAUCUAAUGUCUUCGAGGACGGGGACGAUAGUAGGCAAUAUGGUCUUUCCAUUUUUGCUCCGUACUGGUUGCGCACCUCCUUUCCUCUACAUUGGGUCCCUUGCUUUCGGUUGUGCAACAUUAUCACUGUUAUACCCGAAUACAGACAAUAAGCCAUUAGCGUGAUUACCAUUCAGAAUAUAAGUAACACCACUUAUGGCUCUUAUGGACCACACUCAUUGUUAUAGUAUUUAGUACAAUAUAAAAUAAUUGAAAAAAAAUAUUAGAAGUAGAUUCAUGGACAUUCAGAUUAAUUAAUUAAUUUAAACAUAUUUAAGUUAUUUAUUUAUUAUACAAAGCCAGUAAGUGCUGUUGUUAAAUGUGAUACUUUUGUUGUACGUAAUAUUUUGUAAGGGUUUCAUAAGCAGUUAACAUUUAAUUUUAACAUGUGAUUUUUAAAUUAUUUAUAAUAAA
Molecule: messenger RNA, 2386 nt
Organism: Anoplophora glabripennis (Asian longhorned beetle)
Lineage: Eukaryota; Metazoa; Arthropoda; Insecta; Coleoptera; Cerambycidae
Product: synaptic vesicle glycoprotein 2B-like
Exons: 11
Coding region: 494-2098 (534 amino acids)
Biological process (GO): transmembrane transport
Molecular function (GO): transmembrane transporter activity
Source: RefSeq, a predicted model, not a curated record